AUGGCGGCGGCAUACAACCAGUUCCUGGCCUCGCCCAGCUCCUCGCUGCUGGCUGACAGCGCGUCGCUGCAUUAUGUUCCAACCACCACCACCUUCUCUGGCGCAACGGAGGUUAUCAAGCAUCUGAACUCGCUGCACAGACAGCUCAAGAUCAAGAAGCAGGACAUCCUCACUGUCAUCGAGGGCGAGUCCGCGGCUGUCAUCGAGGUUGACACCACACUCGAGUUUAUCACGAGCGGGGGCGCCUACCUACCCGGUCUCGACGACAACUUCUUAAGCGACCGCGUCGCAUACCUGCCAAUUACCCAUCUCGUUUUCUUCAACGCGGCCGGCAAGAUUUCGCAGAUCCGUCUCCAGUGGGACCAGGGUGCGCUGCUCAAGCAGAUCGAGAUCAUUGGAAAGUCCGGUCGAAACUGGCCUAUCAAGGACAACAGAGAGCAGAUCAAGUUGAUCCAGAGCUGCCAGAAGGCAGUUGCGGCUGGAACCGGAGCCGCUAGUAUCCCGCAAAACCAAAACGAACACCUUAACCGAGCGCGAGGAAACUCUACACAUGCCCUCCGUGACCCCCAUGCCACUUUACACAUGAUGGCCUCGAGGGAGGAGAUUGAGAACGAGUCUAUGGCGUCGGUAGUUUCUCCAUUCGGCGGCAAACGCCCUCAGCAGAGAUCUUUCACCCAAAUCCUAGGCGACGAGCCAGAGGAAGAGGAUUCUCCCAGCGCCAACAGGCAUUCUACUGUUUCGCCCGCAAAGGCUGGCCAGGGCAAGAACUUCCAACCCAUGCGUUUAUUUGACAGGGAUCAGGAGCACCCUGAGGACGAAGACACUCCCAAAGGGCGCCCAUCAAGCCAGUACAUCCGCCCCAACCCACGAAAGUUCCAGCACUUUGACUUCGCGGACGGAUCUGACCCACAGGAUGCCCCUGAGGCUGGUGUCACGAUUGACAAGCGUCAAAAAUCCAAGCAUGAUAGCCAGUGGGAUUUCGAGGAUUUCGUCACUCCCUCAAAGCCAAAGCCUUCUAAGGGUGUUCGUUAUCAAGAUGUCAGGCACUGGGAUACUGAUCGAGAGGUUCUCAAGGGUGAGACCCCUGCCCCACCAGCUGGCAAGGGUCGUCGCGAUGCCGAGUCGCACUUCGAGUUGCAAGACGAUGGGGAGAGGGUUGUCCACCCCAACAACAAAAACAUGCGCCAACGUGGCUCGGUUCACAACGAUCAAUUAAAUCUCUACAAGGACCGAACUCUGCAAGAGGGGGCCAGCCCAGAACCUAACAAGGCCCUGGGCAACAUUACCAACCUGGCUCACCGCGGUAAGGACUUCGACCCUCACUUCACCAUGACGGAUGAUCCCGCCCCCGAAGAGGCCCCUGCAUCACGGCAUGUUCCUGAGGGACGCCAAAAGGCUGUCAAGAUGAUGGGUGCCAACUGGUCCGCCUACGACGAGUCCCCUAAGCAAAAGGAGAACCAGACAGGGGCCCCCACAGCCAAGGAUGACUCUCGUAUUCACAUUGCCGGUGACGGAAUGGGAGGCCGAAAAGGAACCAACCGAGAUUGGCUCUACGGCGAGGAGGCAGAGCAGCAGGCUCCCAAGCCUGCCCCCACGCGGAAGACGGGCCUCACAUCUCAGCAGAGGAGUUUCUGGGAUUUUUAA
Clonostachys rhizophaga is the source of this 1644-nucleotide messenger RNA. The record is from the annotation of a GenBank genome assembly. Lineage: Eukaryota; Fungi; Ascomycota; Sordariomycetes; Hypocreales; Bionectriaceae.